CCACUUCGUGGAAGCCUGCUGAGGUUUGCACUGUCUUCUUGUAGCAUCAUGAAGGAGCAGUUUCGAGACACAGAUGUGGCCAAAAAGAUUGGCCAUCUGCAGUUUGGGCUGUUUUCAGCGGAGCAGAUGCGGCAGCAGGCGCACAUCCACGUGGUCAGCAAGGCUCUGUACUCACAGGAUAACUCCAGGAAACCUGUACCUUACGGCGUUCUUGACCACAGAAUGGGUACUAGUCAGAAGGACGCCAACUGUGAGAUGUGCGGGAAAGCCCUGGCAGACUGUAUAGGCCACUAUGGAUACAUUGACUUGGAGCUGCCCGUGUUCCAUGUUGGCUAUUUCAAGAGCAUUAUCGCCAUUCUCCAGAACAUAUGCAAGACAUGCAGCAGGGUUCUGCUGAGAGUGGUGGACCGUCAGGUGUUCCUGGACCUCCUGAAGAGACCCACUCUCUCUGCGCAGGCCAGGAAGGCCAUUGCCAAGAAGAUCAACGAGAAGUGUAGGAAGGUGUCCUCCUGCCACCACUGCUCUGCUCCCAAUGGUCCAGUGAAGAAAUGCGGACUGCUAAAGGUGUUGCAUGAAAAGUUUAAACCUCCGACGUCGCGUCAACAGCCGUCCAACGAGACGCUAGCCUUCAAACAGUCUCUGGAGGAGGUUGCUGAGCAGAACAAAGAACUGCUGCCACACAUCGGCAAGGCUCAGGAAAACCUGAAUGCACUCAGGGUGUUGAAUCUCUUCAAAAACAUCCCAGAUGAGGAUAUUCCUCUGGUGGGGAUGUCUGCUGAGAACGGUCGUCCGGAGAGCCUGAUUCUCACAAGAAUCCUCGUCCCCCCGCUCUGCGUCCGUCCCUCGGUUGUCUCCGAGACUCAGGCUGGAACGACAGAAGAUGAUGUCACCAUGAAACUAACGGAGAUUAUAUUUCUCAAUGAUGUCAUCCAAAAACACCGCACACAGGGGGCCAAAGUUCAAAUGAUUAUGGAAAGCUGGGAUUUCCUCCAGUUGCAGUGUGCUCUCUACAUCAACAGUGAAGUGUCGGGCAUACCACUAGCUAUGGCUCCCAAGAAGCCGACGCGAGGGUUCGUCCAGAGACUCAAGGGCAAGACUGGCAGAUUCAGAGGAAACCUCUCUGGGAAGAGAGUUGACUACUCCAGUAGAACUGUCAUCUCCCCAGACCCCAACGUUCAGAUUGACCAGGUGGUGGUUCCAGUUCAUGUGGCAAUGAUACUCUCCUAUCCAGAGCGGGUGACCCACGCCAACAUACGGCUGAUGAGGAAGCUGGUGGAGAGCGGACCAGAGAGACAUCCUGGAGCCAACUUCAUCCAGCAGAGAGGUCAAGUCUUCAAGAAAUUUCUCAAGUAUGCAGACCGUCCGAAAGUGGCUAAAGAGCUGAAGUAUGGAGACCUGGUGGAACGGCAUCUGAUAGAUGGGGACGUGGUUCUGUUCAACCGUCAGCCUUCGCUGCACAAACUCAGCAUCAUGGCCCAUUUCGCAAAGGUCAUGCCAAACCGGACAUUCCGGUUCAACGAGUGUGUAUGCACUCCGUACAACGCCGACUUUGACGGAGACGAGAUGAACCUUCACCUCCCGCAGACCGAGGAGGCCAAGGCCGAGGCUCUCACUCUCAUGGGGACCAAAUCAAAUCUGGUGACUCCGAGGAACGGGGAGCCACUGAUAGCUGCCAUCCAGGACUUCAUAACAGCCAGCUACCUCCUCACUCAGAAGGACGUGUUCUUUGACAGGACCAAGUUCUGUCAGAUUGUCGCCUCCAUGCUACACGGGAGGGAUGGAGGGGUUAAAAUUGAUCUUCCUCCCCCGGCAAUCUGGAAGCCUGUGAGACUGUGGACAGGGAAGCAGAUAAUCGGCUGUCUCCUGAGACCUAACAAGACCUCUCCAAUUCUGAUGAACCUCAGAGCCAAAGGGAAGCAGUACACGACGGGAGAAGACCUUUGCUCCAACGAUUCCUAUGUGGUUGUGUUCAACAGCCAGCUCAUGUGUGGAGCUCUCGACAAGUCUUCUCUCGGGUCAGGCUCCAAAACAAACAUCUUCUACAUUCUCCUCAGAGACUAUGGAGAGCAGACUGCAGCCAACUGCAUGUCUCGACUGGCCAGACUCUGUCCAUACUUCCUCUCAAACCGAGGGUUCUCUAUUGGUAUUGGCGACGUGACCCCGGGGCCGCGUCUAGUGAGGGAGAAGGAGAGGCUGGUGAGGGAGGGCUACGAGAAGUGCAGAGAGUACAUCAGGAGUUUCCAGGAGGGCAAGCUCCAGAGCCAGCCCGGCUGCUCAGUCGAAGAAACACUAGAGUCAGUCGUUCUCCGCGAGUUGUCUGUCAUCCGUGAGUCUGCGGGGAAAUCUUGCAAGAAAGAGCUCCAUCGCACCAACAGCCCCCUCAUCAUGGCUCUCUGCGGCUCAAAGGGUUCUUUCAUCAACAUCUCGCAGAUGAUAGCCUGCGUGGGUCAGCAGGCCAUCAGCGGGAAGAGAAUCCCUGAUGGGUUCGAGGAUCGGGCCCUGCCUCAUUUCCCCAGGAAAUCCAAAGAGCCUGCAGCCAAGGGAUUUGUGAAGAACAGUUUCUACUCUGGGCUCACACCCACAGAGUUCUUCUUCCACACUGUCGGAGGGAGAGAAGGACUUGUGGAUACUGCAGUGAAGACGGCAGAGACUGGCUACAUGCAGCGGAGACUAGUCAAGUCUCUGGAAGACCUCUGCUCCCAAUAUGAUCUGACAGUCAGGAACUCCGAGGGGUUCAUUGUCCAGUUCAAGUACGGAGGAGAUGGUCUAGACCCCGCAGCCAUGGAGGGGAAGGACAAACCUGUGGAGUUCCCUAGAGUUUUGCAGCAUAUCAAGGUCGCCAGUACCCUCUGCAUCGACAGCCUCGCCUUGUAUAGCUCCGUCCUUGAUUUAGCUUUAUCUGUAGUGUAGCUCUGGAAAAGUAGGCCCCCUACAGCUGUAGAAAACGAAAAUUAGUAUUAUUACAGCAGACUCUGUAUUGCUAUGUAGUGUACAUAUGUAACAAGCUCCCUGCUUUAGUUGUGUACUAGCUAACCAUCUUAAUAGUGUAUGAGAAAUGGUCGGCCCUUUUGCUCAAUGUGUCAGUAUUCACUGCUCUUUUUUUAUUAGUCUUAUACCUUCAACUUUUUUGUUGUAUAAGCCCUGUGUUAAGUCACUGAACUGAUGCAAGGUGUGUGCAGGCGAUGUAUCUGUGUGGAACAGAGUCUCCGCUGAGUCCAUCUCAAGUCAGGUUCCUCUCUGACAAGGCCUUUCAGUCAAACAUCUUCCUCUACUGCAACAACGAGUUCAAGAGAGGAAUUAGGUCAUUCCUGGAUAAAGCGGUGGACGACAUGGAGUCAUUCUGGCUGCGCCACGGAAUACCAGAUCCCUUCAAAGAGGGGGCUGCCAGAAGUGGAGAGAUUGCGGAACUCCUCAACCCAAUGGAUGAUGCAGUCCCAAGAGUUCUCUACCAAAUCCAGCGGUUCACCAGAACGCAGAUGGAAAAGUUCCUCACCACUUGUGUUGACAAGUUCAUGCGGGCGAGAAUCGAGCCUGGGACGGCGGUGGGGGCUGUGGGGGCACAGAGUAUUGGCGAACCAGGCACUCAGAUGACCCUCAAGACCUUUCAUUUUGCUGGAGUUGCCAGCAUGAAUAUUACGCUGGGAGUCCCCCGAAUCAAGGAGAUAAUCAAUGCGUCGAAGGUCAUCAGCACACCGAUCAUAACUGCCCACCUUGAGACGGACAACGACCCAGAGUUUGCCAGGAUUGUCAAAGGGAGGAUUGAAAAGACUCUACUUGGAGAGGUUUCUCGGUAUAUUGAAGAGGUCUACGAACCAGAUGGUUGCUUCAUCAAGAUCAGGCUGGACCGCAACCGAGUCAAACUCCUGAAAGUGAGCCCAUUUUCUGGGGGUCUUUCGCUAACUCCCAGUUGCAGGGGGGUCUUUUGCAGGGGGUCUCUCAGUUUUCAUUAAACUUUAAUGACAUGUUUGUUUUUGUCAAAAAUAUUGAUGACACUGCAAUCCCCUGGUAUCUAAAGGUAUCUAAAGAGCCUACACAUUAGUGUACUGAAACAGUGGUCGUGUAAACAAAAGCAUUCCAACCGAGCCUGUCAUCAUUAGGUAAAUUCCUUGUGCUGUAUGUAUAUAGUCCGUGUGUGUGUGUUAAGUGUUGUGUUUGUUGUUAUGAGUCUUCUGUUGCUAUAGUAUAUUUACAAUGCAGUUGGAGGUCGACGUCAACACCAUACUCUACAGUCUCUGCGCUGCCCCCAAACUAAAACUGAAGCCAAAGAACAUCUCAAUCAGAAGUUCCUCUGUCCUGUUUGUCUAUCCUCCUGAUAAUCCCAAGAGCACUGUGUAUUACGUACUGCAACACCUCAAGUGUCUACUGCCAAAUGUAGUGGUCAAGGGAAUAGAUAGUGUCAGUAGAGCUAUUAUUCACAUUGAUGAAGGCAAGAGAGGGGAGAGGUACAAGCUGCUGGUGGAAGGGAUGAACCUCCAGAAAGUGAUAGCCACCCGUGGUGUGAAGGGUACGGCCACCACUUCUAACCACACUACUGAAGUGGAGAAAUCUUUGGGCAUAGAAGCAGCAAGGCAAACAAUCAUCAAUGAGAUAGUGUACACAAUGGUGAACCAUGGGAUGAGCAUAGAUUCACGACAUGUAAUGCUACUGGCUGAUCUCAUGUGUUUCAAGGGCGAGGUGCUUGGCAUCACCAGAUUUGGGUUGGCAAAGAUGAAAGAGAGCGUUCUAAUGCUUGCCUCAUUUGAGAAGACUGCUGACCAUCUGUUUGAUGCAGCCUUUCAUGGACAGAGAGAUGCCGUCUGUGGUGUGAGUGAGUGUAUCAUUAUGGGGAUACCUAUGUCUAUUGGAACUGGGAUGUUCAAGUUGCUCCAUAGACACAAGAGCCCAGCUGUGGCAAGGCAGAAGAAGCUUCUCUUUGACAAUCCAGACUUUCACCUUCAUGAACAUUCAUACCGUCACCCGCUACCAAAUUCCAGUUAAUUAAAUUCAUGAGUUCCCCGUCAUUAUCAGCAAUUGAUUUGGAGGCGUGGCGGGUGAUUCCAAAUAAAAAGCACCAAGUAAACAUGGGAGAUCAGCGCUGGUACUGGUUGUCAUAGUUCGGCCGCUAGGCCCCGGGCAGGCACGCGCGGCUAACCGCUGCUAGCUGCCGCCGUUUGAUGCUCCGUGUUCCGAGGCGGAUAUGUCCCAAGAUGGCGGCGGGGAGCGCGGGGUUUUGGCGGGAAAGGGAAGGGUGUCCCGGCUCUGCCAGCCUCUCCUGAACUGCCUCCACUCAGACCAGAGCCCGCUCUCCGUCCUCGAGUACCUAAUCCAGUUCAUGGCGGCUAGAGACGCCCUCCACCUCCUCCAGUUCUGGUUCUCUGUCACUUCAUUCAGAAAUGCAACCCCAACAUCACUCACAGACUCCAACAAACCUCUCUGCACGUCUCCUCCUCUUCCUACCUCCCUUGGCAGUGACCCUGGAGGAGAAGACAGCAGACUUAGAGACCAUAAAUGUCCUGCUAGUGUCACUAAGUGUGUGAGAGAGACUAAGACAGAGCAGUCUCCCCACACACUGGUCAGUGCCGCAGUGAACUGUGGCGGUACUGCAGUAGUGUUGGGUGCCGAGCAAUUGGGUGGUGGUGACAGAAGUGAUGGUGUGGGUGGUGCUAGUUGUGCGCAUGGUAUGGGGAAUGGAGAAGUGAUGGAGGGGAGGGGUGAUGUAGCUGUGGUGGCUACUGAUUGGACCCACACAUCAGGCACCAAACCUGCAGAUGUCACUAGGCAACCCAGUCUCAAUGUCGUGAGCGACGCAAUGGGAAUCUAUAGUACAUACAUAGCUCUGAAUGCCCUUGCACCUGUUCGCAUCCCAGACGACAUUAGACAGAGUGUAGAAGUGAGCAUAUGUCCCGAAGAUGGAAUUGUCAAUCGAACCUGCUUUGACGAGGCUCAGGACUACGUCUAUGGAAUCAUAGAGAAACGGUACUACCCACAGUUUCUGAGAAGUUCGUAUCUGUGCAAAUUCCAGUUGGAGUUGGUGUCUAGUGGACAGCUCUGUCUUCUGGAUUUCCUUCUGGGCAGCGAUUCACUUGGCUAUUUCACUGAGUUCAUGGAGGCUGAGGCUGCACUCCCACUGUUACAGUUCUGGCUAACUGCAGAAACCUUUCGUGAGAAUCUCACCACAGCCAAGAGAACUCCUGGGAAGCAAUGUAGCUCAGAGGAAAACUUGGAAGAUGCCAUCUCAAUAUAUGAGAGGUAUUUCUCGCUGCAGGCCACCCAGCCACUGGGGAUGGGUGACAGGGUGAGGGUGGAGAUCGAAUCAAGGAUCUGCGACGAGAGAGGACCACGACCUGACUCUUACCUCCCUGCCCAACUGCUGGCUUAUGACACCAUGAAUGAGAAGUACUACCCACACUUCAUGGAGAGUGGACCCUAUAUAAAGUUCCUCCACUGUCUACUGGCUGUGGUGAAGUCAACCCCUGAGGACCAAGAGCCAGACAAACCAACUCUCAACAGCAGAGCUGGGUCUUUCUCUGCUCAGUCUGAAACAGAAACCCUCCCAUGGUUCCCUGCCUACGAUGUGGAUGACCCUGAGUCUCUGUGGAGACGGCCACAUUUCUUGAUGAGACUAGGGUGUGUGGAUGGAAUGGGACAAUACUGGUCUGAAAUAGAUCCUUUUCCCACCAAGACAAACAGAUCCAAAGAUCAGGCAAAGCACUUCAGACAGUUCAAAAACAGACAGGAAGAAGAGGAAUGGGAGUAUGCUGUGAAGGUAUCAAAGACUAUCGUGGCCAAGAUCUUGAAGAGAACUUCUCGAACAUCAUUUAGGAAAUAGCUGUUUGUACUAAAAUACACAUGUGCUACUUUUGUUUGUAA
Molecule: messenger RNA, 6849 nt
Organism: Geodia barretti
Lineage: Eukaryota; Metazoa; Porifera; Demospongiae; Tetractinellida; Geodiidae
Source: the annotation of a GenBank genome assembly